AUGGCCACGCCCCUGAGGAAGCGCGGGGGCUGGAGGGGGCGAGGGGGGCGGGGGGUGUCGGAGGGGGGCGUGGACGGCUCCCACGACCUCCGCCUGCCCCCCCCAGGACCCCACGACCUCCGGACUAACCCCCCCCACUCGAAUGCCCCCCAAGAUCUCAGAACCCACCCCCCAGCCCCCCACUCCGCCCCCCUGUCCUCCCCCCGCCUGCACCUCCCACCCCCUGCCUCCUCCCACCCCCCGCCCACGCCCGUUGUCACCCCCCAAUACUCCCUCUCUCAGUGCCUAGCAAGCCCCCCUCCGCCCCCCUGUGAGCCGCGCCACGCCUUCCCGCCCAUCGUGGCCCUCACUAACUUGAUGCCGCCCGCCGCCCACGCCCACCACGCCCGCGCCCCGCCCCGCCGCCCGCCGCCCCGCACUGAAGACAAAUCCACUCCUGCCCAGACCGCCGCCCAUGCUGCUGCUUCCCCCGAGGCGCACUACCGCGCCCUGCACGCCGCCCACCCCCACGCCCUGCUGCACCUGCCCCACGCCCACGCCCACGCAGCGCCCAUCAAGAGGGAGGACCCGCCCCAGGCGCCGCCCUCCUCCGAGGAGGACCCGAAGGGGCGGGCCGUGGGCGUGGGGGCGGCGGCGGCGGGCGGCGCCACGCCCGGGGCGGCGGUCACGCUGCCACAGCUGGGGCCGCCCUUCCUGUACCAGCCGGCGCCCUACUACCUGCCCCAGGGCCCGCCCCCCGUGCCCUUCCCCCUGCCCGCCUUCCCCCACCCCGCGCAGAGGGGCGCCGCGCCCCCAGACCUGCAGCCGCCCUGCCCCGGCUUGCCGGACCUGCCCACCUCCAGGGGCUGCGGCUCUCCCGAGGCGCUGGUCAGCGUCACGCCCCCGGUGGAGGAGGGGCCGGUGGCCCCCGCCCUGCCCCCUGGCCUACCGCCCCCCGUGGCCCUCACCAUCAAGCAGGAGAUCAAGGAGGAGGCGCCCUCUCCCGCGGGGCCGCCUCGUGAGGACGCCUGCACCCCUGGGGCGCCCCCUGCCCCCUCUCCCCCUGCGCCGCACCCGCCCCAGCCCUCGCCGGUGAAGCGGGAGGGGCGCCGUGCAGCACGCCCGCGCCCUGCCGUCCCCCGCCACCCCGGGGGACGCCACGCCGCCCUCGUCCCGUCUGCACUACCCCGCCGCGCCCCUCACCCCGCCCGCGGCGCCCGCCCUCUCCCCGCCCUACCCUGCCCCCGUCCUCAGCCCCCUUCCCCCGCCCCUGAGCUGAGCCCCGCCUCGCCGGCGUGCCCCGCCAGUCCCCACAGUCCCCCCAGCCCCGCCAGUCCCCCUCGGACCCCCAGCCCCCCUCGGACUCCCAGCCCCCACAUGACGGGCCUGCACGGCCUCAGCCUUCUGUGUGCCUUAGCCGAGCAGCGCAUCCUGGAGGAGGAGGAAGGGCGCGCCGCUCCCCCCAGGCCCCCCACGCCCCUCUCGCCCCUCUCCUCCCUGGCCGCCGUGGCCGCCACCUCCCCCAGCGUGCCCACGUCCGGCGCGCCGCGCCCCGCCACGCCCCCGCCGCCCCUCGCGCCGGCCUGCCCCGCUCCGGUCUUCGGCGCGCCCCCCUCCCUGCCCCCGCCCGCCCCCGUCCCCGUCACCACCUUCGCCCCCACCCCCACGCCGCCCACUUUCGCCGUGCCCGCCUCCACGGCGUCCCCUGCCCUGCCCUCCCAGAGCGCCCCGCCCGCCCCUCCCGCCACGCCCGUGAAGGCUGCAGACCACAGCCGCAGCUACAAGAGUCCGCAGAGCGAGCGUGAGGCCAAGGCGUUCAUCGCCACGCGCGCCGCACAGCACCAGCGUGAGGCGUGCGCCGCGCGGGGCGGGACGCUGGGGGGCGCGGCGGGGCUGGCGGCGGAGGCCAUGGACCCCGCGGAGCUCGACAUGCGGCUGCGUCUCGCGGAGCUGCAGCGCCGCUACCGCGAGAAGCAGCGCGAGCUGUCCCGCCUGCAGCCGCGCCGCCCCGCGCCGGGCCCUGCCCCGCCCCGCAGGGGCCCCGGCAGACCCCGCAAGAGACGCACGCACAAGCCUCGCCCCGCCCCGCGCCGCAAGGUUGGCCGUCCGCGGGGCAAGAAGUCCCCCCAGAAGGAGCUGUCGCCCCCCGUGCUGGAGCGCGUCACGGAGCCCCCCACGGGACACGCCGCGGCGGGGCGCGUCGGCUCCAUCCUCAAGCCCCCGGUGCUCACCGCCACCUUCACCUCCACGCCGCCCACGCCCGCGUCCUCCGUCCCCCACGCCAGCCCCGCCGCGCCCCAAGCUGCGGGACGCGACGACUCCUGCGACGAGGGCGCGGCGGCCCCGCUCUCGGGGGCGCGGCGGUGGUCGUGCUCCUCUGAGGACGCCCCGCCCCCCUCCCUUGGGCCGCCCUUCCAGUGCCCCGCGGCGCCACACGACGACGCCGCGGACGACGCCCCUGAAGACACGCCUGAGGACCCUCCUGAGGACGCCCCAGAAGAGUGCCCUGAAGAGGCCCCCGAGGAGGCCCCCGAGGAGGCCCCCGAGGAAGCCCCGGAAGACACCCCCGAGGAGCCCCCGAGGCUCCGGAGCCCCGCGCCGAGGAGAGCGAGGAGGAGGCUUGCCCGAGGCGCGGCGCGGACACGCCCGCGGUGGAGUCGUCGCCGUCAGACCCCGAGGCGGCGGCGGCGGGCGCCUCGGCGUCCAAGAAGCGCAAGCCGGGGCGCCCCAAGAAGCACUCGCCCACCAAGGAGGACGCCACGGAGACCAUCGUGGCCAAGAAGCCCAAGGCCAUCACGCUGCACCUGCUGGCCGGCGGCGCCAAGCCCAAGGUGCGCCCCACGCUGCGCCCCGAGCUCAAGGUUCGCGAGGGCGGCCAGGAGGACGAGGAGACCGCCCCCCACCCCCACUACCCCCUGCAGACACCCCCGGACCACCACCACCAUCACCACCACCACCACCACCACCACCACUCCAACGGCGACGCGCAGGAGGAGGAAGACAAGAGGAAGACUAGUCCAGUAUCUGCAGUCGGCGUCGUGAAUGGAGGCGUAGGCGGCGUGUCUAUGGGCGUGGGCGUGGGUGGAGGCGGUGGAGGCGUGGGCAGAGGGGGCGUGCAGGCGAGGAAGAGAGGUGUAAGGGUGCGCGGCUCCUUCACGCGCCGCGCCAUGCUGAGAGACAAGGAGAAGAGGAAAACUGCUGCUGAGAAACAACUGAUGAUGGAGGCCUUGUACAGAUCUCUUAAGAAACACUCUACGUUAGCGGCAGCUGAACACGAUGAGUCAGAAGAGGAAAAGGAGAAAGAGGAAGAAGAAGUAGAGGAAAAAGAGAAAAAUUUUCAGAUUGUCCCUGCAGUGUUGCCAGCACCACAAGUCUCCAGCGCUGAAGCGAGUGCAGUGUUGCCAGUUUUCGAAAAUAUGGUUGCUACUACUACUACUAUUAUUACUACUGCUGCUACUACUGCUGCUACUACUACUACUGCUGCUGAUGCUGAUAGUGAUAGUUUGGUGAGGUCUGCCCCUUCACCACCAGCAGAUGCAGUUUUCUUGUACUAUUGGUGCUACUACUACUACUACUACUACUAUUACUACUGCUACUACUACUAUUCCUACUACUACUACUGCUGUUAUCUCUCCUGUCACCACUGCUGCCUCUACUACUACUACUACUACUGCUACUACUGCAAUGCUCCCAACUACUACUACUACUACUGCUACUACUACUAUUUCUACUAGUACUAUUCCUACUAGUACUACUACGACUACUACUACGAUUUCUACUAUCGCAUCUUGUACCACCACCACCACCACCACCCCUGUUACUACCACGGCAGCUUCUACUAUGACUACUACUACUACUACCACCACCACCACCACCACUGCUUUGUCCACCACCACCACCACCACGACAGAUGCCCCCAAACAAGUAAUACAAUGCCCAGAACCUAGUGUAUGUGUGAUGGAUCUUUGCGACUUAGUGGACAAGGCGCGGGUUUUGGUACUUCAAGAUGGCCUCC
Scylla paramamosain (green mud crab) is the source of this 3994-nucleotide messenger RNA. Its product is annotated as basic proline-rich protein-like. Bases 1 to 3021 code for a protein of 1006 amino acids. NCBI's taxonomy places the organism in Eukaryota, Metazoa, Arthropoda, Malacostraca, Decapoda, Portunidae. The record is from RefSeq and is a predicted model, not a curated record. The transcript has 9 exons.